Messenger RNA from Camelus dromedarius (Arabian camel), 3165 nucleotides. RefSeq names its product unc-93 homolog A (gene UNC93A). The transcript is spliced from 9 exons. The record is from RefSeq and is a predicted model, not a curated record. Bases 260 to 1633 code for a protein of 457 amino acids. Lineage: Eukaryota; Metazoa; Chordata; Mammalia; Artiodactyla; Camelidae.
UGGGAGCGGCCGGCGAAGACCGGAAGCCGACCUCCAGCGUUUCUUGCACAAACGCAGGCUCCUCGGGGGCCUGUUGAAAGGCUGGACCAGCAGCUCCUGGGAGCGCCUCGCGGGAGCCGGUCAGAAAAUCCAGACCGUUGUGAUCACUGUGAACAGCGAAUGGCACGAGAAAACCUCAGGAAGGUCUUCUGACAUCAAGAUAUGAGUCAUUUGCAGGGGACGACAAAUCUGUUGAUGCUUGAGACGUCCAAUCAGCACGAUGGACAGAAGCCUGAGGAACGUCCUCGUGGUCUCCCUCGGGUUUCUGCUUCUCUUUACUGCCUACGGAGGUCUGCAGAAUCUGCAGAGCAGUCUGUACAGCGAGGCGGGCCUGGGGGUGGCCGCGCUCAGCACGCUCUACUGCGGGAUGCUGCUCUCGUCCAUGUUCCUGCCGCCGGUCCUCAUUCAGAAGCUGGGCUGCAAGUGGACCAUCGUCACCUCCAUGUGCUGCUACGUGGCCUUCUCCCUGGGCAACUUCUACGCCAGCUGGUACACGCUGGUCCCCACCUCCAUCCUGCUGGGACUUGGAGCCGCCCCGCUGUGGUCCGCUCAAGGCACCUACCUCACCAUCAUGGGAAACGCACACGCGGAGAAGGCGGGAAAAGCCGGCAAAGACGUGGUGAACCAGUAUUUCGGCAUCUUCUUUCUCAUAUUCCAGUCGUCUGGAGUGUGGGGCAACCUGAUCUCGUCUCUGGUGUUCGGACAGACGCCCACUCACGGGGCCGUUCCGGAGGAGCAGCUCCUGUCCUGCGGGGCCAGUGACUGCUUGAUGGCCACGGCGUCCUCGAACAGCAGCAGCCGCCCGUCCCAGGAGCUGAUCUACACCCUGCUGGGCAUUUACACGGGGAGCGGCGUCCUGGCCGUCCUGCUGACAGCCUUGCUGCUCGAGCCCGUGAAAGGCGCUCGGCGGACACGGGAGGGGAAGGAGAGAGCACCGCGCGUGUGGUCCGCUCUGCUGUCGACUUUCAAGCUCUUUCGGGACAAGCGGCUGCGUCUCCUGGUCCUGCUGCCGCUGUACAGCGGGUUCGAGCAAGCCUUCCUGGCCGGCGACUACACGAGGUCCUACACCACCUGCGCCCUGGGCAUCCAGUAUGUCGGCUACGUGAUGAUCUGCUUUGCGGCCGUCAACGCGCUCUGCUCCCUUCUGUACGGGAAGCUCGCCGCGCACACGGGCAGGACGGCUCUCUUCGCGCUGGGUGCCAUUACCCACCUCUCCUGCAUCAUCGCCCUCCUGCUGUGGAGACCGCACCCCAGUCAGCUGGCUGUGUUCUUCGUAUUUUCCGGCCUCUGGGGCGUGGCCGACGCCGUCUGGCAGACACAGAACAAUGCUCUCUACGGGGUGCUGUUUGAGGACAACAAGGAGGCCGCCUUCGCCAACUACCGCCUGUGGGAGGCCCUGGGCUUCGUGGUCGCCUUUGGGUACAGCACGUUUCUGUGCGUCAGCGUCAAGCUCUACAUCCUCCUGGGCGUCCUGAGUCUGGCCAUGGUGGCGUACGGAGUCGUCGAAUGUCUGGAGUCCAGGAAGCUGGCCUGGCCGCUUGCCGUCCGGCAGACAAAGCCAGAGGAGGAAGGAGAAGCACAGACCAAAAUGUGAAGCAGCAAACCCCGCGGCAGGUGGGGCGGAGCCCACGGGCAGGAGGGCUUUGCUUGAAGGCGCCUCCGAGUUGACACUUGAUUCUUUACAACGACGUCAAUGGUAUUUCAUUUUUUAUGUGUUUUUUUUUUUCCUACCAAAUUUUGCAGUCCACCAUCUCAUCCAUCUCCUGGUGGAAAUCCAGAAUAUUUGUGAAGGAAUCAGUUUCAGGCACAAAAGAAAGAAAUUUAGGGCACAGUCCGCCAACUGGGACUGGCUUAGACUCUUAGCACCAACAACUGCUGCUUGUUUUGUUGUUGUUUUUAAGAGUUGAAGGCUGCUUCCAAAACGCAGCCCCAAACCAGUCAUUUUACAAACCGCUGAACGACAUUCGGGCCGGUCAGGGACCGCCGCCCGGGGUCCGUCAGGGCCAAAGCCAGAGCAGGGGACACGAGUUCCUGAAUAAAUGCAGUUAUAUCAUGGCGCCGUCUUCCGUCCAGACGCUUUUAUCCUGUACACCCAGAGCACACACGCAGAAGUCAUCAGGUGAGUCACUUCGCAUGCUGUAGACCAUUGGAGGACAACGGGCAAAGGUUGUCCCCAACGGGAUACACAGGUGAGGCUGAUGAUGCUAGAAGCCGGGCAGCGUCCUAAGAGCCAUCUGCCCUUCUUACCCUCAGAACCUACGCGCAUCCAGUCUUCCUUGACGCGGGGGAGCAGCUGGUCACUCGGUCACCGCCUCUCUCUGAGCCGGGCUCUCCGUCCGGGUCUCCGCACCCCUGGCUGCUCUGUGACAGCGUCCCCAUGGGUUUCUCUUUUCUCCUUUCACCCCGGGAGGCUGCUCACCCCUUCUUCUCCACCUGUGCUCUCCUCCCUCGUGUCCCGAGGAGGCUCCCACCAUCUGUGAAUUUGAACAACUACUCCUGCAAGGAGCUCGGGCCAGCCCGGAGACGCUGCCUCCAACAGAUGGCCGUGUUCAGCCGGGCUGGUUGUCGUGACGGUUGACAACAGGCAGGGACUGCUGCUGCUGGACUGUGAUCCGAACAGGCCGGAGGGCGGCUGUCAGGGAAGUGGGUCGGUCACUUCCCACCUCACCCUCCAGGAGCCUGGAAGCUUCUACUCCAACAGCAGAUGUCCCAACCUUGGGUGACCCCCCUCCCCCUCCCCCAGGCUGGAUUAGUGUCCACUCUGAAUGAAAAAUAUUGCAGCCACAUCAGUGAACAAGGAUCCUGAGGCCAUCACGUCAUCAGCGGCGACCGCCGCCCCCGACCCCCGACCGGGAAUGGAGGGAACUCAGGACGCAGACCAGCAGGCAGCCGGCUCCGCAGCGCCCCCAGCGGUGCCCCCUGAGGGGACCUGGACGGCCAGGUGCACAUCAAAGGAGUGAUUUCAGUGAGCCCGGACCUUUGCGCCUUCCCACACACAGAAAAGCGCUAACUCCCUUAGCUUGAGAGGGCUGGUUCUCUUUAAUAGUUGAAGGGCGUAAGAGGAGGGGCAGGCAAAGGCCGGUGCUGCUGCCGCCCUUGGAUCAGCCUGCCUCCCGCUCUUGGAGG